AUGAUUUCGAUUGUGGCAAGAAUUGGAGAAGAAUUUGGAAUGCUUACCAUACUUAUAAACGCACUCUUCUACAUUCUCAUUAGACUGAUGAGAACCCUAAAGCGGGCGACGCGAACACCUCACCAGGAUCUGGAUCAUGAGGGCUUGAGUCAACACGUGGGAUAUGUUCAAGCACGCGCGACUUCUUACAGUCAGAGCUUUCCUCGACAAUCAAACAAUGAUAGUAGUUCUUACAAUCGCAAUCCAGACACAGAAUCCAACAUGAACAUUCAAUGUAUACGGCUCUCCAACAUUGCCACGUUUUCCUUUUCCUACUCAGACCUCCAAUCAACAAGAAGUAAAUCUCCAAUUCAUUCAUUCAAGAAAUCCUUGCUAUAUAUUACAAUCUUGGGCUACCUGCUCACAACCCACAACCCACCCCUCUCUUCUAUUGGCCCCAAAAGUGAACUGGGCACCCCCCGAGGUAUAUGGAGGAUCUCUGUCCUGCCUGGCAGAAGAAAUAUCCUACGAGCGAUGGACAUCAAGGGAAAAUUCAUUGAGCAGGUGACAUUCCGUAGAUAUCACAUUCCGGUUGUCUCAAACAUGCAUCCUCCGGAAUUGCAUUGCUUCUUUAAGAUAAGUGUGGGUAAAUACACAAACCUCAAAGAAAUCCGCGAAACCCAUUCUUCAUUGAGAGAAGACGAGAAGACACCGAGAAUGCACGAAAACAUAAGCUUAGAGAACCCAGUCGAGGCGUUCUUCUUAGAAAACCGCACAGCCAAUUCACUGCACGCGAUGCCGAGUAGAAACGUGUAUUUGAGACAUGUCCCAGGGCCCUCGCUUCUGGAAAGCGUAGGUUCAAUACAAAUACAAGGACUGAACUUUCUUCCUUCAUUAAAAGCUUUAAAGCACCUUGUCUACAGAACACCAUCAAUACAUUCCUCCAACUGUCUAUCAACAAUUAUCGACAUUCCCUCAACUACUUUACCAACCCACUCUGUUCCUCACAACAUGUGCAGGAAGAUCGAAAUAGUUUACGCCUACUGCCCAGAUGCAUGUAGAAUAUUCAUCACGUAUAUAUAUUGCAUACAGAAUCCGUACAAGAACGACCCACAUUUAUGUCCUCUGUACAUAGUUGAACCUGGGGAAUGGAAACCGGAAGGCGGUUCUAAUGCGAAUGAUUAUGUAGCAAGUGGAAAGAAUAGGCUUGGGCCCCUUCCACUCAUUUGCUCUGCGAUGUAA
Molecule: messenger RNA, 1221 nt
Organism: Lindgomyces ingoldianus
Lineage: Eukaryota; Fungi; Ascomycota; Dothideomycetes; Pleosporales; Lindgomycetaceae
Exons: 12
Coding region: 1-1221 (406 amino acids)
Source: RefSeq, a predicted model, not a curated record